AUGAAUGAGUUGGAGAGGAUAACUAGGGAAAAUAUGAUGCUUAGGACCUCUGUGAAGAAUUUGCAGGAUCGGGUCGAUUCGCUUGAACAGCAAGGCAGAGCCAAUAAUGUCGAGAUUUGUGGAGUACCUGAGAAGGAGAGUGAAAAUGUUCUGAGUAUUGUUACAAGAAUCGCUGAGAAUAUUGGUUGCCCAAUCGAGCCCUCUGAGGUGGAUAGCUUUUAUAGAGUCCCCACCUUCGACCCUAAGAAACCCAAAACUAUCGUGGUUAAGUUUCUCUCUAAGCACAAAAGAGACAGUUUUUUGGGAGCGUCUAAAGCGAAGCGCCGUCAAUUGGGUACAUCUAGGGGAUUCAAGAUCGAUAAUAUUUCCCACGAAUUAUACAUAAAUGAACAUUUGACGACCAGGAACAAGAAGCUAUUGAUGAAGACCAAGGAUGCUGCCAGAUCAAAGAACUACAAAUUUGUAUGGAUUCGCGAUGGCGCCAUCCUGGUCAGGAAGGACGAGCGAUCAAAAAUUAUGAGGAUUUCCGACGAGGAUGAAUUGGCUAAAAUUGUUUAG
Messenger RNA from Coccinella septempunctata (seven-spotted ladybird), 558 nucleotides. RefSeq lists its product as uncharacterized. The transcript has a single exon. The coding region runs from base 1 to 558 and encodes 185 amino acids. The record is from RefSeq and is a predicted model, not a curated record. Lineage: Eukaryota; Metazoa; Arthropoda; Insecta; Coleoptera; Coccinellidae.